UGGGGCUUGGCCAAGGAAGGCGCACAUCCUCGGGCGGGAGGCCGUGACGCGGCGGGGAUUAACUUUGCAUGAAUAAUGUGAGUGUGCUUGGAAAGGAGACCUUCUGCUCCCCGAGCUCGGGGCAAGCGCCCGCAGGCUGCCUUCCCCGGGCAGGGGCGCUCCACCCAGCCGGCUCGAGGGCACCGGUAAUUUGGCAAGAGGACCGCGCGGAGGGGGCGGGAUCUGCAGUUUCCUCCCGUUGGCCGUUCUGCGUGGGUGCCAAGUUCCUCACGUGAUUUGAUGGAUAAGAAGGAGAUGUCAGUGAGAAAAAGGAUCCAGAAUGAUUACUAACCUAUGACUCCCAACAGUAUGACAGAAAAUGGCCUGCCAGCCUGGGACCAACCGAAGCAUUGUCCAGACCGAGAACACGACUGGAAGCUAGGAGGAAUGUCUGAAGCUUGCCUACACAGGAAGAGCCAUUCAGAGAGACGAAGCACGUUAAAAAAUGAACAGUCAUCUCCACAUCUCAUCCAGGCCACUUGGACUAGCUCAGUAUUCCAUCUGGACCAUGACGAGGUGAACGAUCAGAGUGUCUCAAGCGCCCAGACCUUCCAAACAGAAGAAAAGAAAUGUAAAGGGUACAUACCCAGUUACUUAGACAAGGACGAGCUAUGUGUAGUGUGUGGUGACAAAGCUACUGGGUAUCACUACCGCUGCAUCACAUGUGAAGGCUGCAAGGGUUUCUUUAGAAGAACCAUUCAGAAAAAUCUCCAUCCAUCCUAUUCCUGUAAAUAUGAAGGAAAAUGUGUCAUAGACAAAGUUACGCGAAACCAGUGCCAGGAAUGUCGCUUUAAAAAAUGCAUCUAUGUUGGCAUGGCAACAGAUUUGGUGCUGGAUGACAGCAAGCGGCUGGCAAAGAGAAAACUGAUUGAGGAGAACCGGGAGAAGAGGCGGCGGGAAGAGCUGCAGAAAUCCAUGGGGCACAAGCCGGAGCCCACAGACGAGGAAUGGGAGCUUAUCAAAACCGUCACCGAAGCCCACGUGGCCACCAAUGCCCAAGGCAGCCACUGGAAGCAGAAGCGGAAAUUCCUGCCCGAAGAUAUUGGACAAGCACCAAUAGUAAAUGCCCCAGAAGGUGGAAAGGUUGACUUGGAAGCCUUCAGCCAUUUUACAAAAAUCAUCACACCAGCAAUUACCAGAGUGGUGGAUUUUGCCAAAAAGUUGCCUAUGUUUUGUGAGCUGCCAUGUGAAGACCAGAUAAUCCUCCUCAAAGGCUGCUGCAUGGAGAUCAUGUCCCUUCGCGCUGCUGUGCGCUAUGACCCAGAAAGCGAGACUUUAACCCUGAAUGGGGAAAUGGCAGUGACGCGGGGCCAGCUGAAAAACGGGGGUCUUGGGGUGGUAUCGGACGCCAUCUUUGACCUGGGCAUGUCCCUUUCUUCUUUCAACCUGGACGACACUGAAGUAGCUCUUCUUCAGGCAGUUUUGCUGAUGUCUUCAGAUCGCCCAGGGCUCGCCUGUGUUGAAAGAAUAGAAAAAUACCAAGAUAGUUUCCUGCUGGCCUUCGAACACUAUAUCAAUUACCGAAAACACCAUGUGACACACUUUUGGCCAAAACUCCUGAUGAAGGUGACGGACCUGCGGAUGAUCGGCGCCUGCCACGCCAGCCGCUUCCUGCACAUGAAGGUGGAGUGCCCCACGGAGCUCUUCCCCCCUCUGUUCUUGGAAGUGUUCGAGGACUAGACGGACUGGGUUCAUUCCCAUAAUUCC
Molecule: messenger RNA, 1746 nt
Organism: Trichechus manatus latirostris (Florida manatee)
Lineage: Eukaryota; Metazoa; Chordata; Mammalia; Sirenia; Trichechidae
Gene: THRB
Product: thyroid hormone receptor beta
Exons: 11
Coding region: 334-1719 (461 amino acids)
Biological process (GO): cell differentiation; positive regulation of transcription by RNA polymerase II; negative regulation of transcription by RNA polymerase II
Molecular function (GO): zinc ion binding; RNA polymerase II cis-regulatory region sequence-specific DNA binding; nuclear receptor activity
Source: RefSeq, a predicted model, not a curated record